Messenger RNA from Trichosporon asahii var. asahii CBS 2479, 2109 nucleotides. RefSeq lists its product as uncharacterized. Lineage: Eukaryota; Fungi; Basidiomycota; Tremellomycetes; Trichosporonales; Trichosporonaceae. Gene Ontology annotation, biological process: DNA-templated transcription. Bases 1 to 2109 code for a protein of 702 amino acids. The transcript has 4 exons. Gene Ontology annotation, molecular function: zinc ion binding; DNA binding. The record is from RefSeq and is a predicted model, not a curated record.
AUGCCGCCAUCACCUCCACCAAAGCCGGAUGUCGGCCACUCCCCGACCUCGAGCACGCAUACGGGACACACUGGCCCAUCAAACGCGCAGAGCGGGCAAGCGCAGCAGCAGAAUCAGGCCGGAGCCGCCGGGCCGAGCACCGAACUCCGCACGUACCAAUACAAGAAGCGGCCGUACGCGCAAGCGUGUCUGCCGGCCAACAACACAGGGGACCAGCAGCAGGCCCUCGAAGCGCGGUUGCGGCGCAUUGAGGCCGCGCUCCGCCUCCCUCCCCUCGACGGGAGCGACAACAGCGAAAGCGAGGAGGAGAUGGAGCCGCCCCGCUUCAAACUUGGCGGCUCGGACUUGACUGUCUUCCACGGCGAGACGAGCAUGCACGACGAUGCGACGGACCCCUCGCCCAAGGCCUCCAACCACCCCGACUCUGGGGGACCGAGUGGCCCCCAGUUCGACGCGGCGUGGACGCCGGAAGACAUCCGCGCCCUCACUCGUCUCAGGCACAAGUACGCAAGCCCAGACGAAGGCGAGGCGUUCAUCGAUGCGUACUUCUGCUGGGCUAGCCCGAGUAUCGCCGUCGUGAACCGCAGCAUCUUCCUGCGCGACAUGGCCGUGAAUGGGCCGUUCUUCUCCGACUUGCUGCUCCUCGUCAUCUACGUCAGCGGGCUGCGAUUCAGCCCCAACAUUGACGCCGCCGAGCGCAAGGCAAAAGGAGAGCGAUACAUGGGCAUAAUCAUGAGUUUGAUCGCGGAGGACCUGCAGAAACCCUCCAGUAUUGUCACGGCGCAGGCACUCUUGAGUCUGAGUGGAACACGCAGCGCCGUCGGCGACCAGACACUCGCUUGGAUGCUGGCCGGAAUGGGCAUUCGUAAGAUCCAAGAUGAGAUCCGCGAGAUGCGCGUGCGCCUGUACUGGAGCGGUAAGUGGAGCACACGCCAGGGACCGUGGGCACAGCUCACAACAGCGUACAUCUGGGACAAGACGCUCGCGCUCGGCAUGGGUCGCGAGCCGACAAUGUGCUGCCGGCCCGACGCCGUGCCCGAGAUUAACAUUGACGAGAAGGCAGACGACUGGGACUGGAAGCCCUACUUUCCGGCUGGGGACAAGAUUGACCUCAUCCUGCGGUACCCGCGUCGCACGUCCAUGACGUCUUUCACGCUCAAGCGUACGAUCGGGCUGAACCUGAUCCUCGAAACGAUCCUUGUCAAUAUGUACAGUCCUACGAGGCCGAAUGCGCGCUCCGUCUCGUUCAUUCGCAAGACGGACGAGAGCCUGCUCAAAUGGUACGCCGACCUGCCUGCUGCGAUCAAGCUCGAGAGGGGCAAAAUGCCCGAGUUCUGUCCCCCGACGAACAUCAGUGUGCUCAAUCUCCUGUACCACACCAUGCGCAUUCUGCUGUACCGGCCCCUCUUGACUGUACGCGGGCAAGCGACGGGCAUCACGGCCUCCUCUCUCGACGUGUGCCGCAACGCCAGUAUCGACAUCCAUUCCAUCGUCGCGCUCUGGGGGCGCACUUUCGGCCACGUAAACAUGGUCUAUCUGAUCAUGUACUGCGUCUUCGUCGCCGCGGGUGUGGACGUCAUUCUGCUCCGCAUCGCGGACGCACGUGAGCGCGAGGACGCCCUGCGUCGUAUCCAGGUCGGCCUGCAGAUCCUCGAAAAGGCCUCUGGCCAAGGACCAGGCAUCCGGCGCGGCAUCGGCAUCAUUGCGACGCAGCUACAAGCCGCGAUCCAGCAGCGAGAGCGCUCCGAGGCCCAGCGUGGCCGCGAUGCGCCCAACUCCGCGCCCCAGACGAGUCCGAACGAGCAGCGCCGCGCCGCGUUCCAGGAGUCUUCGCUGCGGUACGAGCCCUACGGGCAGCAGGGGGAGGGCGGGCAGAGUAGCGUCCAGUACCCGUUCCAGCACUUUGAGGGGAGCUACACGACCGAACUCGAGCCGCCUCGCACGUUCAACCUCGCCGACUUGCCGAUGGGCGACUCGGGCGCGCCGUUGUUGUUCAACGACGCUUUCUCGCAGCAGGCGCUUGCUGAUCUGCUCGGCGAGAGUAACGCGAGCACGGAGGAUCCGUUUGCGUUCCUCUCGUCUGAGGGGUGGGAUGUGAGGUUGUCGUAG